AUGCCCGAUUACACCGGGCCGGAAGGCGGCAAGCAGCGCGCCGAGGCCUUCAAGCUCUCCAAGAAGCGGGACGGCUUCAAGCACGACGCCAAGGCGGCCUACGACCGCGGCGACAAGGCCGCGGCGCACGCGGCGAGCGUCAAGGGCAAGGACCUCGACGCCGAGGUCGCGAGGCUCCACGCGAGGGCCGCGGCGACGAUCUUCGCGUACCGCAACAAGGGCCACCCGGAGACGUUCAUCGACCUCCACGGGCUGCUCGUCGACGAGGCCCUGCGGUUCCUGACGCAGCGGCUGGACGCCCUGAAGCAGGGCGACCUCGAGGUCGUCACGGGCGCGGGCCACCACUCGGAGAACCACGUCGCGAAGAUCAAGCCCGCGGCCAUCGCGCUCUUCAAGGAGCGCCGGCUGAAGUUCUCCGAAAUCAACGCGGGCGACGUCAAGGUCCACCUCAAGUAA
Molecule: messenger RNA, 456 nt
Organism: Aureococcus anophagefferens
Lineage: Eukaryota; Pelagophyceae; Pelagomonadales; Pelagomonadaceae
Exons: 1
Coding region: 1-456 (151 amino acids)
Source: RefSeq, a predicted model, not a curated record